This is a messenger RNA of Macrosiphum euphorbiae (potato aphid), 1791 nucleotides long. The record is from the annotation of a GenBank genome assembly. Lineage: Eukaryota; Metazoa; Arthropoda; Insecta; Hemiptera; Aphididae.
AUGGACAUCGACCCGAUUAUAGUGUCCACCAGCUUAGAAGCUCUAAUUGAAAGAGCAACAAAAAAUAGCAAUGAAAAAAUUGACAGUGCUGCAAUGAUUGCAUUUAGUGGAUUUGUGCAAAGAGAUCCAGAAUGUGCACCACUAGCAGCAAAGUGUAUUUUAGCUAAAAUUCAUUCAAUGCAGGAAUGGGAAGCUUUACAAGCCCUUCAUUUAUUAGACAUAUGUAUGCAGACCGGUAGUGCCAGUUUUCAAGCUGAAGUUGGAAAAUUCCGUUUCCUUAAUGAACUUAUACGUUUAGUAUCUCCCAACUGCAAUGGAAUCCAUACACCAGAAUUAAUAAAAAACAAAAUCAUUGAACUUCUUGGCCUAUGGUCAUCACAAUUCCCCAAAGAAAUUAAGAUACAAGAUGCCUUGGACAUGUUAAAAAAACAAGGUGUAGUAAAGGAUUUUUUAUUUGAAAAUAUGCCAUCAAGAGCAACUUCUGCUUCUAAAUUGGAUUCUAAUAAAGUAUCAAUUUUGAAUGGAGAAAAAUCGUUAUUGCUGCAAAAGUUGCUUAAAAGUAAAAAAUCAGAAGAUCUCAAAGCUGCUAACGAAUUAAUCAAAUCUAUGGUUGAAGAGGAAGAGCAGAAAGCAGAAAGAAUUAGUAGUAUGUUGGCUGAUAUUGAAAUAACUUCAAAUAAUGUUAAAUUACUAUCAGAAAUGCUCAAAUCAUAUUGUGAUGGUUCUGGUUCUUUAAAUGAUUUAGAACUUAUUAAAGAGUUGUAUACUACUGUAAAACAACUGGAACCAAAAGUUCAAACAAUGUUAUCACUAGAAAUACCAGAAAACGAGGAUACUGUUAGAAAAAUAAUUAAACUUAAUUAUGAAGUAAAUGAAACUUUAAAAAUAUACAACGAAGUUUUAGAUAAUCUUAACAAUAAGAAACCAAUUAAUCAAGAAAAUGAAGAAUAUUUGUUAGACCUUAGUAUGUCAUCUGUUUCACCAGGGAAAAAAGACUUUUUAAGUGAAUCUAAUUGUGGAAGGAAUGACUUUUCAAAUAAUGGAUCUGCAAAUGUUAAGGAACUAGAUGAUUUUUUGCAAAUGUCGCAUCCCAUAAAAGGAUUUACUCCUCCGCUGCCUGAAGUUGUUGAUUCUCAAAAACAUGAAAAAAUUAAGGACAGUGUGUUAAGUGUAGACCUGUUCGAAGAAUUAAAUAUUCUUGGAAAAGUUAUUUUGAAUAAACCUAAUGAAACUAAAAUAGAUGAAAAACCAUUUAAUUUAACAGACGCAGAAUUGAGUUCAGAUAAUAUUAAAAAAAGUAGUCUAUCAGAUGAACCGUUGAUAGGUACACAUGAUUCAAUAUUAUUUGAACCAAAAAACUAUAGUCUUCAGAUAAAGCCUCUUGGUGAUAUUAAUAUUAAACUUGAAGACAUUAUUCCAUGUCCUGAUUCCAUCAUUGUGAGCUUAUUUGAUAAGAAUGAUAUUAGUACAGAACUACAUUUAGCUGCAAAUAAACCAAGAGAAGAUGUUACAGUUUUUGUUGUUACGACAAGAAGCAAAUGUAAAUUGCCAUUAUUUAAUUUUUCAUUCCAACCAGUUGUUCCAAAAGACUGUAGGUUACGUAUGUUACCUCAAUCAAGAGCCAAUCUUCCUAUUUAUAAUGCAUUUUUACCACAAGAAACCAUUGUACAAAUCAUACUAGUUGCAACUCUAAAUAAAGAAAUUAUACCGUUAAAAUAUGUGAUAAGUUAUACAAUGGAUGGUGAAAUGUUUACUGAAUUUGGUGAAACUGAGCAGCUCUGCAUAAACUAA